AUGCUGUCGAGACUCGUUCACAAUUCAACUGCGCUUCGCAGCAAUCUCGGCUCGUUUCGAAAAUUGUCACUGGCACAGCCAAAAGCGUCAUUGAGCACACUUCGCGUCGAGAAGCAAGACGACGUGGCAAUUGUGAAAAUCGAUUUGCCAAACGCGAAAGAGAAUGUGCUGAAUAAGGCGUUGUCGGCCGACAUGACGUCGACGUUCGAGCAACUCCAAAACGACGAAUCGGUCAAAUCGAUAGUGGUGAUGUCGGCGAAGCCGGGCAGCUUCGUCGCCGGCGCCGACAUUCAAAUGUUGAAAGCGGAAAAAUCGAAGGCGGGCAUCGAGAAGAUCGUCGGCGAUGCGCACGAGCAAUUCUUCAAAAUCGAGAACUCGAAAAAGCCGGUCGUCGCGGCGAUCAUGGGCAGCUGCCUCGGCGGCGGUCUCGAAUUGGCGCUCGCGUGCCACUAUCGAAUCGCCGUCAACGACAAAAAGACGCAGCUCGCGUUUCCCGAGGUGAUGCUCGGCUUGUUGCCGGGCGCCGGCGGCACCCAACGAUUCCCGAAGCUCGCCAGCGUUCAGAACGUGCUCGACAUGACGUUGACCGGCAAACGCGUCAACUCGUCGAAGGCGAAACGCGUCGGUCUCGUCGAUCGCGUCAUCGAGCCGCUCGGCGACGGGCUCGCGCCGGCCGCCGAGAGCACGCACAAAUAUCUCGAGAGCGUCGCCGUGAGCGCCGCCAAAGAUUUGGCGAGCGGCAAACUGAAGGUGAAUCGCGACAAGGGCGUACUCGAGCGAUUCCAGGCGGCGGUGAUGACGAAUCAAUUGUUUCUCGACAACGUCGUACUCAAAAUGGCGCGCGAGAAGGUGAUGAAGCAGACGGCCGGCAACUAUCCGGCGCCGUUGAAAAUUCUCGACGUCAUCCGAACCGCGUACGUCGAUCCGAAGAAUGGCUAUGAGGCGGAGAGGAAGGCGUUCGCCGAACUAUCGCAGACAUAUCAGUCGAAGGCGUUGAUUGGACUGUUCGACGGCUCGACGGACGCGAAAAAGAACAAAUAUGGACCGGGCAAGACGGUCAAGGAAUGCGCUGUUGUUGGCGCGGGACUCAUGGGUGCCGGAAUUGCGAAUGUCUCGAUCGACAAGGCCGUCAAAACGGUGUUGCUCGACGCCAGCGAAGAGGGACUUGCUCGCGGACAAAACCAGAUUGCGACACAUUUGGAUGGACAAGUGAAGAGGAAGAAGAUCAACAAAUUGGAAAGAGAGAGAAUCAACAAUUAUUUGGUGCCGACACUCGACUAUUCGACGAUGAAAAACGCCGAUAUUGUGAUUGAAGCGGUUUUCGAGGAUUUGCCGCUCAAACACAAAGUGAUUAAGCAGAUUGAGAGCGUCGUUGGACCGAACACCAUCAUCGCGUCGAACACGUCGGCGUUGCCGAUCAAGGAUAUCGCUUCGGCGUCGGCGCGUCCCGAAAACGUCAUCGGAAUGCACUAUUUCUCGCCGGUUGAGAAAAUGCAAUUGUUGGAGAUUAUCACGCACGAGGGCACGUCGAAAGAAACGCUCGCCACCGCCGCGCAAUUUGGCCUCAAACAAGGCAAAUUGGUGGUGGUUGUCAAGGAUUGCCCCGGCUUCUUUGUCGUCCGCUGCUUGGGACCAAUGAUGGGCGAACUCGUGCGUCUUCUUCAGGAGGGCGUCAAUCCGACGGAGCUCGACAAGCUCACGACGAAUUUCGGAUUUCCGGUCGGAGCGGCGACACUGGCUGAUGAGGUUGGUCUCGACGUGUGCGAGCAUGUCGCGAAAUUCCUUGGCAAAGCGCUUGGACCGCGUGUGCGCGGCGGCUCCGUCGAGCUGUUGUCGGAGCUCGUCGGCGGCGGCAACAAAGGCAAAAAGAAUGGCAAAGGAAUUUUCGCGUAUGGCGGCGGCAAGAAGGGCUCGAAGAAGGUCAAUGAGGAGGCGUCGAAGCUGCUUCAGAAGUAUCGCGUCGCGCCGGUUGCCAAUUGCUCGUCAGCCGAAGAUCGCCAAUUGCGAUUGGUGUCGAGAUUUGUGAACGAAGCGCUAUUGUGCCUUGAGGAGGGCGUGUUGGCGUCGCCAUCCGAUGGUGACAUCGCUUCGGUGUUUGGCAUCGGAUUCCCGCCAUUCUGGGGCGGACCGUUCCGUUUUGUCGAUUUGUACGGCGCCGACAAACUCGUCGCCCACAUGGACAAAUUUGCCGACGGCUAUCAGAAGGAGCAGUUCACACCAUGCCAAUUGCUUCGCGAUCACGCCAAGAGCGGAAAGAAGUUCUACAAUUAA
Caenorhabditis bovis is the source of this 2271-nucleotide messenger RNA. The record is from the annotation of a GenBank genome assembly. Lineage: Eukaryota; Metazoa; Nematoda; Chromadorea; Rhabditida; Rhabditidae.